Messenger RNA from Neurospora hispaniola, 606 nucleotides. RefSeq lists its product as uncharacterized. Lineage: Eukaryota; Fungi; Ascomycota; Sordariomycetes; Sordariales; Sordariaceae. The transcript is spliced from 5 exons. The coding region runs from base 1 to 606 and encodes 201 amino acids. The record is from RefSeq and is a predicted model, not a curated record.
AUGGCAUCUUUCGAGGAAAAGCCUCCACGGCCUUCUUCGAGAACGUCGAUCAACAUCACCAUGCCGCCCCUCGCCUUCCCCGCCAACUUGGUCGCCGUCAUCAGAGUCAAGAGCGCCGCCGCUGGUUGCCGUAUUGAGUCAACAUCCAUCUGGAGGUACUUCUACUUCUUCUUGAAAGAUACGACCGACAUCCUGGACAAUCCGGAUAACAAUGCCCAUAUCAAUUGCAUCCGGGCCAAAUCCGAUGAUGAAGUAGAAGAGAAGGCGUGGGAGGUCAUGUUCGAGGCAUAUGACGCUCAGAGAGGCAAACGCGUCUCCAGACUCCUCACAGCCUACUUCCCGAACUUCAUGGAUCGCUGGGAGGCCUUGGUGGCACUGAUGCGCCACUCCAAGGCUGCCGUAGCAGACCUUUUUGCCAUACACUACAUGGAUCGAUAUGUACACAACCCGGUGACGGAGCUUGAUACCAAACUUUCCAAUAACUAUACGAACAAAAUGCGGGACUUCAACAAGGAUGUCAAGGCUGCGAGCAAGUUCCGGGGCUCCGUGACCACUGUUGACCGAAUCACUUCGAUUUACUCGUCCGUCCUGAGAAACGCCCCCUGA